AUGCGAGCCUGUAUCUUCAUCAUAGGUCUGCUCGGCGUCGUUUUCGAAGCGAACGCUCUGUACGACUCCAGAGACGAAGUCGUCGAGCUGACACCGGACACCUUCAGCAAGCGUGUCCUCAACGGAGACCAAGUAUGGAUAGUGGAGUUCUUUGCACCCUGGUGUGGCCACUGCAAGAACCUCGCAUCCGAAUACAAAAAAGCAGCACGAGCUCUCAAGGGCAUUGCCGGAGUCGGAGCUGUGGACGCCGACCAACACAAAUCUCUGCCUGGUCAAUACGGAGUCCGAGGCUUCCCCACAUUGAAAAUCUUCGUGCCUGGAAAUUCUAAACCCAUAGAAUACCAAGGCGCCCGAACCGCUGAUGGCAUUGCCGAUGCCGUUCUCCGCGAAACGAAAAACCUUGUCAACAAGAAGCUCGGCAAAAGUUCCGGGUCUGGCGGUUCAUCGUCGGAAUCCGGGGGCUCAGGAAACGACAAAGACGUGGUUCAACUGACGUCGGAGAACUUCCGGAAAUUGGUGCUCGACUCGAAGGACAUCUGGCUGGUCGAGUUCUUCGCUCCAUGGUGCGGACACUGUAAAAAGCUCGCGCCUCAUUGGGCUAAGGCCGCGACUCAGUUGAAGGGGCAAGUCAAGCUCGGAGCCGUUGAUUCCACGGUCUACCAAGAGCUCGCUCUGGAAUACGGCGUUCGCGGCUAUCCGACGAUCAAAUACUUCCCCGCCGGACCUAAGGACAGCAACUCGGCUGAGGAAUACAACGGCGGCCGAACUGCGGACGAUAUCGUUGCCUGGGCAUCCGAGAAAGCAGCCGAGAACGCUCCUCCACCCGAGGUUGUCCAGCUUACCAACGAAAAGGUUCUUAACGCCGCUUGCUCGGACAAUCAGCUCUGCAUCGUGGCCGUCUUGCCGCACAUCCUGGAUUGCCAGUCCUCAUGCCGGAACGACUUCAUCACGGAGCUCAAGAAGCUUGCCGAAAAGUACAAGAAACAGAAAUGGGGCUGGGUAUGGUCGGAAGCCAUGGCGCAACCGAAAGUGGAGGAAGCUUUCGAGAUCGGAGGAUUUGGCUAUCCUGCACUCGCUGUCAUGAACUCGCGCAAGAUGAAGUACUCGCUCAUGCGUGGCUCGUUCUCCUUCGACGGAAUCAAGGAGUUCCUCCGGGAAGUUUCCUUCGGAAGAGGACGCAGCGCGCCUGUGGCUGCAGCGGAAUUGCCCGAAGUCCAGUCGAUUGAAGCAUGGGACGGAGAAGACGGCAAGCUCGAUGAGCCCGACGAUAUUGAUCUCUCCGAUGUGUCCCUUGAUGAGGAAGAAAAUCCCGCGAAAAACAACGAGCUUUGA
Molecule: messenger RNA, 1332 nt
Organism: Galendromus occidentalis (western predatory mite)
Lineage: Eukaryota; Metazoa; Arthropoda; Arachnida; Mesostigmata; Phytoseiidae
Product: protein disulfide-isomerase A6 homolog
Exons: 1
Coding region: 1-1332 (443 amino acids)
Biological process (GO): response to endoplasmic reticulum stress
Cellular component (GO): endoplasmic reticulum lumen
Molecular function (GO): protein-disulfide reductase activity; protein disulfide isomerase activity
Source: RefSeq, a predicted model, not a curated record